Anolis carolinensis (green anole) is the source of this 3787-nucleotide messenger RNA. RefSeq names its product LRAT domain containing 1 (gene lratd1). The record is from RefSeq and is a predicted model, not a curated record. Gene Ontology annotation, biological process: cell morphogenesis; cell motility. Bases 2439 to 3404 code for a protein of 321 amino acids. The transcript has 2 exons. Lineage: Eukaryota; Metazoa; Chordata; Lepidosauria; Squamata; Anolidae.
GUUUUCAAAGUGUUGUUCUUUAUUUACUGUCUUGAUUUUAGAGUUUUUAAAAUACUGAUAGCCAGAUUGUAUUCAUUUUCAUGGUUUCCUCCUUUCUGUUGAAAUUGUCCACAUGCUUGUGGAUUUCAGUGGCUUCUCUGUAGUCUGGCAUGAUGGAUGUUAGAGUGGUCCAGCAUUUCUGUGUCCAGGUUGGGUCAUCAAGUGCUCUGCUGUGGCUGCCUUCUCUGGUUGGAUUAGUCUGCGGUGCCUUUCAUGUUUCUUGAUUCGUGUUUGGGCAAUGCUGCUGCGUUUGGUGGUCCCUAUGUUCCAAGCUGGCCACUUGCAACAUUCACACUUGCCUCCAACAGACAAAGAGUUUUUUCUCCACCCUGGACCUUCCACAGAUAUAUUUAACCUCUCUUGCUUAGUUUCCAAUAUAACUCACAACCUCUGAGGAUGCUUGCCAUAAAUGUGGGUGAAAUGUUAAAAGAGAAUCCUUCUGGAACAUGGCCAUACAGCCCGGAAAACUCACAGCAACCCAGUGAUUCUGCCCAUGAAAGCCUUCGACAACACAUCUUCUCUCCCUCCUUAAUUUCUUCCUUCCUGAUUUUCCCAUCUGCCUGCUUCCCUCCCUCCCUCCCUUCCUAACUUUCUUUUCCCCUGGCUUUCUCCUUUUCCUCCCUUCCGUCAGUUCAUUGUUCCUUUCCUGCUACAUGUCUCUUCUUGCUUGCUUCCUUUCUUUCAUCCUGGCCUUCCUUCCUUUUCUCCCUCCGUCUAGUUUUCCCAUUUUUUGCCUGUCUCCCUUUCUUCUUAACUUUCUCUUCCCCUGGCUUUCUCUCCUUCCUUCCUUCCCACCUGAUUUUUUCUUUCCUCCAGGUAUCCUUCCUUCAUAUUGUUGAACACUUUCAUGGUCAGAAUCACUGGGCUGCUUUGAGUUUUCCGGGCUGUCUGCCCAUGUUCCAGAAGCAUUCUAUCCUGACAUUUUGCCCACAUCUAUGACCGGCAUCCUCAGAGGUUGUGAGGUCUGUUGGAAACUAGGCAAGUGGGAUUUAUAUGCAUUUUUGGAAUGUUCAGCCCAAAAAACUUACAGCAACCUUUCUUUCUGUGUUUUCUCUUGUCUGGAUCUACACUGCCCUAUAUCCUAGGAUCUGGCCUCAGACUGUCUGGCAGGGGAGACUCAUGUAAUCCAUUUCAAAGCAGAGAAUCUGGGAUCAGAUCCUGGGAUAUAGGGCAGUGUAGAGCCAGUCUGUCUUCCCUUCUGGCUUUCCUUCCUUCUCUCCUGCCAGUCUCUUACUCUGUCCUUCGGGCUUGCAUGCUUCCUUUCUUCCUUCUGGUUUUCUCGCUCUCUUUUCUCCUGCCUUCCUGCUUGCCUACCUUCUAUUUCUCUUUCCUCCAGGCUUCCUUGUUUGCAUGCUUCCUUUUCUUCCUUGUCGUUUUCACUCUUCUUUCUUCCUCCUAGCUUUCUCCUGCUUGCCUUCCUUUCUCUAUAUGUAUUGUCAAAGGCUUCUGUGGCCGGAAUCAGGGGGUUGCUGUGAGUUUUCCAGGCUAUAUGGCCAUAUUCCAGAAACGUUCUCACCUGGCAUUUUGCCCACAUCUAUGGCCGGCAUCCCCAGAGGUUGUGAGGUCUGUUGGAAACUAGGCAAGUGAGGUUUAUAUAUCUGUGGAAUGUACAGGGUGGGAGAAUGAACUCUUGUCUGCCUGAGGCAAGUGUUAAUGUUGCAAUUGAUCACCUUGAUUAACAUUGAAUAGCCUUUCAGCUUCAAGGUCUGGCUGUUUCCUGCCUGGGGGAAUCCUUUGUUGGCAGGUGUUAACUGGCCCUGAUUGUUUCCUUUCUGGAAUUCCCCUGUCUCCUGAGUUGUUCUUUAUUUACUCUCCUGAUUUUAGAGAUUUUUAAUACUGGUAGCCUGGUUUUGUUUGUUUCAAGUUUUUUUUUCUUUUUUGUUAAAAUUGUCCACAUGCUUGUGGAUUUCAGUGGCUUCUCUGUGUAUUCUGACAUGGAGGUUGUUAGAGUGGUAAUUGUCAGAGUGGAGAAAAUGAUUCUUUCCCCCACUCUGGACCUUCCACAGAUAUAUCAACCCCACUUGCUUUGUUUCCAACAGACCUCUCAACCUCUGAGGAUGCCUGCCAUAGAUGGGCGAAAUGUCAGGAGGGAAUGCUUCUGCAACAAGGCCAUACAUCCUGGAAAACUCACAGCAACCCAGUUUCUCUCUCUCUCUCUCUUUCCUCCCGGCUUUCACUCCUUCUUUCCGGUGUGACUUUCUAUCCCUGUCUCCUCCUGGCUUGCUUGCUUUCCUUAUUACUAUUGUGGUUAUUAUUAUUGUUGUUGUUAUUUUGGAGCUCCUGGUGGCACAGUGGGCUAAGCCGCUGAGCUGCUGAACUUGCUGACUGAAAGGUUGGCAGUUUGAAUCCGGGGAUUGGGGUGUUAGCUCCAGCUUCUGCCAACUUAGCAGUUUGAAAACAUGCAAAUACUCGCCUGGUCCCGCCCUCCCUUCCGGGCGGCGUCCUUGAUGGGCAACCAACUGGACCGCAUCACCCACUUGAACUACAGCGAGCUGCCAACAGGGGACCCUUCGGGCAUCGAGCAGGACGAGCUCCGUGUGGGCGUGGCCUACUUCUUCUCGGAUGAGGAGGAGGUGGACCUGGACGAGCGCGGUGGAGGGGGCGGUGUGGGAGUCCCACCCGAGGCCACCAAGUACAGCGGUGGGAGAGGUGCCGGAAGCCCCGCCCCGGAGACCCCCAUUCAUCAUCACCAUCACCAUUUCCAUCACCUCCACGAUCCAGGAACUCCCCCGCCACCGCUGCUGCUGAGUGAGCCCCAGUUUCGCGCCUUCCGCGGCCCGGAAUGCAUCUUCUCCAAGGGCAGUGGCGGGGCGCUGGGUGUGUACCCGGCGGCGGCACUGCCAGCACUGUGCCAGGCGGGGGACCUGCUAGAGCUGCUGGACCUGGGGGGCACGGACCCUCCGGCCUGGCCGCCACGCUGGGCUGUCUACGUGGGCGGUGGGCAGGUGGUGCAACUCCGCGGGGGGCAAAUCCGGCAGGAGGGGCUGCGCGAGGCCGGGGGCGGGCUGGCAGGGCGUGUGGUGAGUGACUGGUAUCGCUUUCGUCCACUGGUGGCCGAGCUGGUAGUGCAGAACGCACGUGGGCACCUGGGCCUCAAGAGCCCUGAGAUCUGCUGGACGAACUCGGAGAGCUUCGCCGCCUGGUGCCGCUUUGGCAAGCGGGAGUUCAAGGCCGGUGGGGAGGGGGCCAGCGGGGCGGGCGACCCCAGGCAGCAGUACUAUCUUCAGAGCCGCCUGGCCGAUGGGGAGGCCCACACGGCCCGCUUCCACAGCCUGGAGGAGCUCAUCCGCGAGAAGCGGCGCCUCGAUGCCUCUGCCCGGCUCAGGGCCCUCAAGGGGCUGGCCAUCGGUGAUGGCAAAGAAUAAUCAUAAUCAGCACCAUCGUGGUGAUGAUGAUACAAUCCAAAAAGAUGGGUGGAACGACCCCGACUACUGAGGCCUGCAGCACUGUCGACUUGGGUCACCCUUUCCUGCCAUUGGAGGGGAACACCACAGCAUCAUUGGCCGCCAUGGCAACCUGGUGGGGCCCUCCCAGCCCCUGCCUCACUUUGGCCUGCGCUGACAGUAGAUACAAAGUGGGAAUAGGAGCCCAGGACUGAGAAGAGCGAGGAGCAUAAAGGGAGGAAGGAAGGAAGAUGAGGAAAGUGUGGUUAGCAAAACCUGUGGACAUUCAGGUCCCUUCUGGCUAUUAGUGUUGAUCGUACCUCCUUCCUUCCUAGCUUGUGCUUAAUAAAAAAAAAACAAUCCAA